AUGGACCUCCGACGUGGUGUGUCAGGACAAGGGGGCACCCAGCCCCAUAGUGGCAUUGGGGACGGGCUGCACCCACCAGGGCCCACCUCGAAGCCCAGGUUCUGCCUCUCGUCUCCAGUUCAGGUGGGGAAGCUGGAUGGGGACGUGGUGGUGAAGUGCAGCACCACGGAGCAGCGGGUGACCUGGACACAGAACGGGGAGCCGGAGCCCAUGGCCGAGCUGGUGGCCGAGGGUCAGACCCUCAUGAUCCUCGGCUUGGACCUGCCGGCCACGGGCAACUACAGCUGCUGGGCAGGGAGCGUCCUGCUGGACUCCAUCUACGUGGUGGUCACCAGCACCCGCGAGGAGGGGGUGAACGUGUCCUGCCAGGCUGAGUCCUACCGCGGCUCCUUCCGCUGCUCCUGGGCCGGACCCCGCUCCGCCGUCUUCCGCGCCCGCCUCACCCACAGCGAUGGCUCUCUGGGGGAGUGGGUGCCCGCAUCCCGCCACCGUGGUCGGUUCUACGCCAGUUUCGUGGACCCCUUCUUCUGCCCCUUCGCCGAGGAGCUGCACCCGCUGCGGCUGCAGCUGGAGGGGCUCUCGGACACCUCCUACAUCAACUUCUCCAGCCACUUCUUCAUCCGCGACAUCGUGCGGCCCGACCCACCGCAGGAGCUGGCCGUGCAGCGGCGGGGGGAGCAGCUUCACCUCGCCUGGGCCCCCCCGGCCUCCUGGCCGCUCCCCAGGUCCUACUUCGCCCUCCUCUACCGGCUGCAGUACGAGCUCCCCAAUGGCACCCAGGCUGACACAUACGUGGAGGGCGCAGAGGAGACGUGGCUGCGGGACCGCGCACGGCGGGUGCGCAUCAGCUGCCGGGACCCCUACACCAGCCCGGCCUGGAGCCCUUGGAGCCCCUGGCACGGCACCGGGGCAGCCCAGCAGCGCCGGCUGCAAGCACCCUGA
Messenger RNA from Strigops habroptila (Kakapo), 942 nucleotides. RefSeq names its product interleukin-12 subunit beta-like. Gene Ontology annotation, cellular component: membrane. NCBI's taxonomy places the organism in Eukaryota, Metazoa, Chordata, Aves, Psittaciformes, Psittacidae. The coding region runs from base 1 to 942 and encodes 313 amino acids. Gene Ontology annotation, molecular function: protein binding; cytokine receptor activity. The record is from RefSeq and is a predicted model, not a curated record. The transcript is spliced from 5 exons.